AUGAGUAGCUCGGGCAAUGAUACAAAUCCGGACAGCAUUCAGAGUCCCAAUCCACUUGGAGGUUUUGGAAAUGGGGAACGGGCAGUAUGUUCUCCACCCUAUGGUUUUGAAAGGUAUUCUGAGGACGAAACUGAAGUAUCUAUACAGUACCAAGGCAUUACAUCUAUUGGCAGCAACAUCAAGAGACUGGCGAAGCUAGAGAAACUGGAUCUCAGUAAUAACAGGCUAAAGUCUUUGCCUGACGAAAUAGGAGAGCUGAAGAAUCUACAGCAUUUAGAUCUCAGUUAUAAUGAAUUUGAGUCUCUGCCAGCUGUAAUAUGGGAGCUGAAGAAUCUGCGGUACCUGGAUCUUAGUAAUAACAAGCUUGGGAUACUACCAACUGUGAUAAGAAAACUAAAGAAUUUAGAAAUCUUGUAUCUUAGCAAUAACAAACUUGAGUUAUUACCAGCUGAAAUAGUAGAGCUGGAGAAACUGCAAUACCUGUAUCUUGGUGGUAACAGACUAACGUUAUUGCCCGUCGGGAUAGGGGGGCUGAAGAAUCUGCAGUGGUUGCAUCUCAAUUAUAACAAGCUCGAGAUACUGCCAUCUGAGAUAAGAAGACUGGAAAAACUGCAAUAUCUAUAUAUCCGUGGUAACAGACUAACGUUAUUGCCCAUUGAGGUAGGACAGUUGGGAAGUUUACAGGAGUUGGGUCUCAAUGGCAACGAACUUGAAACAUUACCAGUUGAGAUAGGAAAGCUGAAGAAUCUAAGAACAUUGCAUCUUGGUUAUAACAAACUUGAGACACUGCCAGUUGAGAUAGGAAAAUUGCAAGAUUUUUUGCGAUUACUGAAUUUGGCGGGCAAUAACAUUUUAGAGGUUGGAGAUGAAGGAAAGACUCUGGGUAAAAGAGAACUGAGGGAGAUAUUUGGAGGUAAGGUCAAAUUUGAUGGGGAUGUCUUACAAGGACCACAGUGA
This is a messenger RNA of Vittaforma corneae ATCC 50505, 957 nucleotides long. RefSeq lists its product as uncharacterized. Gene Ontology annotation, molecular function: protein binding. The record is from RefSeq and is a predicted model, not a curated record. The transcript has a single exon. The coding region runs from base 1 to 957 and encodes 318 amino acids. Lineage: Eukaryota; Fungi; Microsporidia; Nosematidae.